Molecule: messenger RNA, 2481 nt
Organism: Carlito syrichta (Philippine tarsier)
Lineage: Eukaryota; Metazoa; Chordata; Mammalia; Primates; Tarsiidae
Gene: MOSPD2
Product: motile sperm domain containing 2
Exons: 15
Coding region: 123-1583 (486 amino acids)
Source: RefSeq, a predicted model, not a curated record
ACAGCCUCCUCUUCCCACCCUUCUGCCUACCUCUGGGCGGGACUGGCGGGUGAUGAGAUACUCGGUUCGCGACGGUGGAAGGGGAGACGGCGAUAACUGUAAUCACGUCCACGACCGCGAUCAUGGCCGAGAAUCACGCUCAGAAUAAAGCCAGGCUCAUCUCUGAGACCCGACGGAGGUUCGAAGCUGAGUAUGUGGCAGAUAAGUCAGAUAAAUAUGAUCCACGUGAUAUCGAAAGACUACAACAAGAUGAUAACUGGGUUGAAAAUUACUUAUCUUGGAGACAUAAUGUUGUAGAUGAAACACUGAAAAUGCUUGAUGAGAGUUUUCAGUGGAGGAAAGAAUUUUCUGUCAAUGACCUCAAUGAAUCUUCCAUUCCCAGGUGGUUAUUGGAAAUGGGUGUUAUUUAUCUCCAUGGUUAUGACAAAGAAGGUAACAAAUUGUUUUGGAUCAGGGUGAAGUAUCAUAUAAAAGACCAGAAGACUCUGUUGGACAAAAAGAAGCUCAUAGCAUUCUGGUUGGAACGUUAUGCUAAGAGAGAAAAUGGGAAACCUGUAACAGUGAUGUUUGACUUGUCAGAAACUGGAAUAAAUAGCAUCGACAUGGACUUCGUACGCUUUAUCAUCAACUGCUUUAAGGUUUAUUACCCUAAAUACCUCUCAAAAAUAGUGAUCUUUGAUAUGCCUUGGUUGAUGAAUGCUGCUUUCAAAAUUGUGAAGACCUGGCUUGGUCCAGAAGCAGUGAGUUUGUUGAAGUUUACAGGCAAAAAUGAAGUCCAGGACUAUGUCAGUGUAGAAUAUUUGCCUCCCCACAUGGGUGGAACUGAUCCUUUCAAGUACAGCUAUCCACCACUAGUAGAUGAUGACUUCCAGACACCAUUGUGUGAAAAUGGGCCUAUUACCAGUGAGGAUGAAACUUCAAGUAAAGAAGACAUAGAAAGUGAUGGCAAAGAAACCUUAGAAACAAUUUCCAAUGAAGAACAAACAGCUCCUCUAAAAAAGAUUAACCCAACUGAAUCUACUUCCAAAGCAGAAGAAAAUGAAAAAGUUGAUUCAAAAACAAAAGCUUUUAAGAAACCAGUGAGUGUGUUUAAAGGGCCCUUAUUACACAUCAGUCCUGCGGAAGAACUGUAUUUUGGAAGUACGGAAUCUGGAGAGAAGAAAACUUUAAUAGUGCUGACAAAUGUAACUAAAAAUAUAGUGGCAUUUAAGGUGAGAACAACUGCUCCAGAAAAAUACAGAGUCAAGCCAAGCAACAGUAGCUGUGACCCGGGUGCAUCAGUCGAUAUAGUUGUGUCUCCCCAUGGGGGUUUAACAGUCUCUGCCCAAGACCGUUUUCUGAUAAUGGCUGCAGAAAUGGAACAGUCAUCUGGCACAGGCCAAGCAGAAUUGACUCAAUUUUGGAAAGAAGUUCCCAGAAACAAAGUGAUGGAGCAUAGGUUAAGAUGCCAUACUGUUGAAAGCAGUAAACCAAACACUCUUACUUUAAAAGAUAAUGCUUUUAACAUACCAGAUAAAACCAGUGAAGAUAUAUGUCUACAAUUUGCCACCUCCAGAUGUGAAACAGACUGCAGUCCACCCUAAGUACUGUGCACAAUAUCUCCCUGUGUGUGUGCACAGUGGCCUCCCCUUACAUGGUAGAUUUUUGGCCUACUAUAAUCUAAUCUCAAAGUAUCUGUGUAUGUUUUUUUGUUCCUCAGCAAAUAAAUGAGGAAAUAAUUACAACCAAGAUUGGACCUGUACUGUCCUAACGGUGUCCCUUUAAUGUUUCUUAAGAAAAUUGUGUUGACCCACUAAAAUCUCCUUGCUCAAUGUCUGGUCAGUUGAAUUUAAUAACAUAUCUUGUUAGUGUUUGUGUGUCUAUUAAAUGUGACUAAGCAGAAUGACUGAAAAUUAACUAUAAAAUCAAAGGCUUCAAAACUUUUGUACUUGUCUUGAUUAAUCAUAUAUAUUUACACUUGAUUUUAUUCUGUCUUCAUUUGGUUUUACUUAAUCACAACUGCAUGAUUAUUUUUGGUACUCUAAUUAAUAAUUUUAUUUUGAAUUAUGUCAUUACUUGUUCAUGACCAAAUUACCAAGGACCAACAUUUAGAUUUAGAUUUUUGUUUUCACUUGGGAAUGGAAAUUAAUAGAUUUUCCAUGAAAGCAUUAAUGAAAUAUUAGCUUGAUCUGCAGGUAGCCUAAAAAUACAAUUGCUGGUAAACCUGGCCUCAAAUUUCAUAGUACCGUAACUGUUUUUAUAUCUUGCCACUAAUUUUGACUGGAUUUAAUAGCACUUUAUUGUACAAUUACAAAAAAUAUAUUCCUAGAAUUGUUGCCAGUGUAAUUUCUCUAAUGUUCUGGUGCUUUUCAUAUAUUUUCAGUAUUUUUAUUACUAUAUUGGUAUUUUCUUUGUAUAAAUUGAUCAAAAGAACAUGUUUUCUAUUUUAAUAUGUUUUAGAAAAAUAAUUACAUUUAUGAAAUAAAUAUCAUCAGGAAAAAA